AUGAAAAUUAUUGUUGAUUUCGGUGGAGGACUGGAUGUCUGUUUUGAAAACAAAAAGGAGAUAACAUUGGAAUUCGAAGAAUAAUAGAUUAAAAUGGCAGAUGUGAUAAUUAGACUGAAAACAAUAUGCAAUCCUAAGAAAUUGGACUUCUUCUACACUCAAUAACUAAGACCAGGAAUACUGGUGCUAAUAAAUGAUGCCGAUUGGGAAUUAGAGGAUAAAGAAGAAGCCCAAUUACAACACAACGAUAGAGUUAGUUUCAUAUCCACAUUACAUGGUGGUUGA
Paramecium octaurelia is the source of this 285-nucleotide messenger RNA. NCBI's taxonomy places the organism in Eukaryota, Ciliophora, Oligohymenophorea, Peniculida, Parameciidae. The record is from the annotation of a GenBank genome assembly.